Funneliformis mosseae is the source of this 636-nucleotide messenger RNA. NCBI's taxonomy places the organism in Eukaryota, Fungi, Glomeromycota, Glomeromycetes, Glomerales, Glomeraceae. The record is from the annotation of a GenBank genome assembly.
AUGCAUAAUUUAAACCCUUUUGACACAACGGAAGUUGAGCAAACAAGACAAGAGGACAAUGAGCGGCAACAAAAAGACGAUAACCCAUUUAUUGACAAUGUAGAAAAAGAAGUAAAUGAUCCAAAUCAAGUAGUAAUAAAUAAGUCUACACCGACUACACUUGGAAAACAUUCUAAUCAACAAAAAUCCAAAGUUGACGAUAUUGAUUUGUUGGAUGGUACAUCAUAUUUAUAUGGUGCUGGAUUAUUUCAUCAUGAAAGUCCAUAUGAUUGUAUUUUACCACAACAAAAUGUGAAUGAAAAAGUAGCUCCCGUUAACGCAUUUAGGAAGAGUGAAGAAAUAAAUGGUUCUUCGCAAAGGUUAUCGGAUAAUACUUUUAAUUAUCAAAGUUAUAAAAAUAAUAGAUACACAACCUAUGAUGUACAUUUGAAAUAUAGGGAUAGUUUUUUAGAAGGUUCAACAGCUUAUGUUUUACCUCAACUUCAGCAGGAAGAAAAAAAGGAGAAGAGACAGAGUUUUUUUAAAAGAAUUAGUUUAUUUGGUAAAAAGAGGAAUGAUCUAGAACAAAAUCAGGAGGCUUCUUCGAAUCCUCCAAAUAAAUUUACGAGAGUUGAUAUGUUGAAAAAAUUUGAAUAA